CUGCCUUCCUCUCACAACAGAGCCAGCCGGUGCAGCGUUGACUGUUCUCAUUGCCAUGCUGUCUUAAUGUCCUUAAUGUCGCUCCUAUGAAAUCCAUAUUCGGUGAAACUAGACCUCAGUUACCUUCAAAAUCGUAUAUUGAUAUUCUUUAUUGUUUACAUUUUUUUGUUUAAAUAUCGCAUCUUCUCGUUCUAUCCCAUUUAAGUACAACAACGGACGAAUCGUCUUUGCUGCUGUUAAGAAGAUUGUUUUUUCUUUCGGUUUCCAAUGCUUGAAUCAAUAAAAGUAACUGAACGGCUUCACUGGCCAGAGCUGGAGCUCUCUAAGAAGUAUUUAUUAAGUCCUAUGGACAAACCCGUUAGUUUGAGUCAAGUGGGCCUUCAGAAACUUUCCUCCAGCAUCCUCAAAGAUAUUUUCACCACUGGAAGCAGCAGUUAUAAUGUCCUGCUGCAACAUGAAGAAGGGAAGAAACGACCAGUACAGCCUUUUUCCACUCGUCAUAAAAAGCUGAAGAAGUCUGUGAGAUGCUCGUCCACAGUAUACAGUAAAGAACAGCACAAGGGCAUUGAUCCAUUGCCACUGGUGGCCCCAGAGUGGUCUGGGGACACCAAGCAGUCUGUGGUCUUUAGGGGAGGCUGUUUCUCCAGCAGCACAAAAAUCAAUCAUGCUAUCACUGUCACGGGGAGCUCUAUGGGCUUGUCUCCGAGACCCAGGGGCAGGACAAGGAGAAUGUGUUUCUCCAGUCUGCCAAAGACAAAACUCCCUCUCCUGCCUAAAGGCUCCAUGAGAGAUGGGGAGAACACUUUCAGGAAGCUCUGUAUCCUGACUGCCAUCAAACCUUCGAAUGUGGAAAAGGAAAAGGUGAAAUUCUUCAACUCAGACUUCACAUACAACCCUCAGUUUGAGUACACCAGUCCUGUCCCCCCUCUUGUCUUGGCAAAACAUAAUAAUGCAUCUGACAGAUUUCUAACACAGGCAGUGAGGAUCAUGGAACUGGCCCUGCAGAAGUAUGGAAACUAUGAAACAUUUGAGCAGGUGACUGGUGGCAGCCUUCUUUCGAAGAGCCGGAUAUGGAACCAUGUGAAAAAAUACAUGGAGAAAGAAGGUUGUAUGGGAGAGAUUGUGGUUCACUUGACAAAUGACCUUCUCUCCAGAGCCUCAAUGACAGUAGUCAACGGCCGUCCAACUCUAACCAUCAACAUCUCCACUGCUCGGGAGCACUGGCUGGAAGGCAUGUUAAGGCACGAAAUAGGCACUCAUUAUUUCCGGGGCAUUAAUAACAGCCUCCAGCCCUGGUGUAACUGGAGUGGGCGGAAAAGGCACAGCCUGAAGCCCAUCAACCCCACAGAGGAGGGCCUGGCCAGCAUCCACAGCGUGCUUUUCCGCAAGGACCCCAUGCUGUGGAGAGCCGCACUGCUCUACUACACCGUAUACCAGGCCAGCUGCAUGUCCUUCACUGAGCUCUUCCACUCGGUGGGUCGCUUUGUCAAAGACCCCAAUACCCGCUGGGACUAUUGCGUACGGGCCAAGAGGGGUCAGACUGACACUGCUGUUCCAGGUUGUUUCAGUAAGGACCAGGUUUACUUGGAUGGUAUCCUCAAAAUCCUGAGGCACAGAGAAAAAAUCAACUUUCCACUCUUGACAGCUCUAGGGAAGGUUUCUUAUGAGGAUGUGGACCGUCUGAAGGAUUUGGCCACGAUGGACAAAGUUCGGAUUCCCCACUUCCUGCAGGAUCAGACCCGCUACAUGGAGCAACUUAACAAGAUCAUGGAUGCCAACCAGCUCACUGACGAGGAACUGCAGGCUCUAAUCUGAAUCCCUGCUUCUCCACACCUCCCAGUCUCAUCUGUCCAAGAAUGAAAGCAUUGAAAAGAAACAAGACUAUAAUUAACUGGUCGGUUCCAACCCUUUUUAGGUGGUUAAACUGAACUUCAUGACAAACACUAAUACUACAGUGCUUAUAAAAACAACAAUAAUAAUAGUAAUACAGUUGUGAUACAAAAUAAUUUGUUUUGAACAUUUAAUGUUUUCUACAUAUUCUUAGUCUCUGUAGACAAAAAGUAAAUUGUUCACUAUUCUUCUUUAAGAAGUGUUUGUUACAUGAAGGGGAUGAUAAAUUUAUCGUUUUGGUCUAUUUUCACUUAUAAGUGCACCUAACCUACAGCAACAGCCUUGUUCACACAUACAGUAUCUAAUGUCAGCUUCUGAAAAGAUCGUUUUACAGUGAUUCAAUUACAUUUUUACACAACGUUUUUUACAGAGCUAUAACAAGAAUUGUAAUUUGACAUUUGAAAAAUGGUUCAUUACCCAAAAUAAUGUUUAGCAAAUACACACAUCAAAAUGAAGUGCUGUGGUCAUUGUUUAUACUGAGUAAAACCUACAAUCACUGUGAAAUGACAGAGUUCUUCAGCUUUUGAUCUCCUAAAGUACCAAUACUGCUGCUACUCCAACAUCUUGUAUGGAUUCUGUGAAAAGGUUUGCACUUAAUAUUUUAUCUUAAUCUUCAAAGUUUAAAGGCAAUGAAUUGUAAUGAGAAAUUGUUCUUAAAAGCACAGAGCAAAGUGAAUAAAAUAUAA
Lepisosteus oculatus (spotted gar) is the source of this 2576-nucleotide messenger RNA. RefSeq names its product microtubule associated tyrosine carboxypeptidase 2 (gene matcap2). Lineage: Eukaryota; Metazoa; Chordata; Actinopteri; Semionotiformes; Lepisosteidae. The record is from RefSeq and is a predicted model, not a curated record.